Molecule: messenger RNA, 4210 nt
Organism: Candoia aspera
Lineage: Eukaryota; Metazoa; Chordata; Lepidosauria; Squamata; Candoiidae
Gene: CSNK1A1
Product: casein kinase 1 alpha 1
Exons: 11
Coding region: 491-1588 (365 amino acids)
Biological process (GO): peptidyl-serine phosphorylation; negative regulation of canonical Wnt signaling pathway; signal transduction
Cellular component (GO): cytoplasm; nucleus
Molecular function (GO): protein serine/threonine kinase activity; ATP binding
Source: RefSeq, a predicted model, not a curated record
ACACUUCCUGCUUGUCCUCUUUUCCUCCCUUUGGGAGACGCAUGCGCAGGCUGGUGUUCUCCCCAGUUUCCCAGAGUACUCAGCGCGGUGAAGAAGCGUCGGUCGCGGGCUGGAGGCAUUUUGUGUCCUGGAUAUCGGCAGCGAGAAAGAAAGCGAGCGAGCGACAGACAGACAAGAUGGCGGCGGCCGAGUGAAGCGCCAGUUGGUGGCGGCGGACGGACGGACUCGCUUGGGCUUUCUUUUCCCUCCCUCCCCUGCCCCGAAAGCGCCUGUUCCUGAGAAGGGAAAAGCGCGCUGACAGCCGGGAAAGUGCGUGGGACGUCCACUAUCCAGAGAGGCCUAGCGCGAGCAAAGCCGCCGAGACCAAAGCCCUCCCCUCUUCGCCCUCCCCUGCCCCGUCCCUGGCCGUGGUCGAGCAGGAGCUCCCCGAAGAAGAACUCGCAGGCUCUCAGCUUGGGAAUAACCCCCCUCCCCCACCCCCUCUGUCGCCAUGGCAAGCAGCAGCGGCUCCAAGGCCGAGUUCAUUGUCGGGAACAAAUACAAGCUGGUGCGGAAGAUUGGUUCGGGCUCCUUCGGGGACAUAUACUUGGCCAUCAAUAUCACCAAUGGGGAGGAAGUAGCUGUGAAGUUAGAGUCACAGAAGGCCAGGCAUCCCCAGCUGUUAUAUGAAAGCAAACUAUACAAGAUUCUGCAAGGGGGAGUUGGCAUCCCUCACAUAAGGUGGUAUGGUCAAGAAAAAGAUUACAAUGUUCUAGUCAUGGAUCUUCUUGGACCCAGUCUUGAAGAUCUCUUCAACUUUUGUUCUCGGAGGUUCACAAUGAAAACAGUACUUAUGUUAGCAGACCAGAUGAUCAGUAGAAUUGAAUAUGUGCAUACAAAGAAUUUUAUACACAGAGACAUUAAACCAGAUAACUUUCUAAUGGGUAUCGGGCGUCACUGUAAUAAGUGUUUAGAAUCUCCAGUGGGGAAGAGGAAAAGAAGCAUGACUGUUAGUACUUCUCAGGACCCAUCUUUCUCAGGAUUAAACCAGUUAUUCCUUAUUGACUUUGGGUUGGCCAAAAAGUACCGGGACAACAGAACAAGGCAACACAUACCAUAUAGAGAAGAUAAAAAUCUCACUGGUACAGCUAGAUAUGCAAGCAUUAAUGCACAUCUUGGCAUUGAACAGAGUCGUCGUGAUGACAUGGAGUCACUAGGAUAUGUAUUGAUGUACUUUAACAGAACCAGCCUGCCGUGGCAAGGAUUAAAGGCUGCAACAAAGAAGCAGAAAUAUGAAAAGAUUAGUGAAAAGAAGAUGUCUACUCCUGUUGAAGUUUUGUGUAAGGGAUUUCCUGCAGAAUUUGCAAUGUACCUGAACUACUGCCGUGGCCUGCGCUUUGAAGAAGCUCCUGAUUAUAUGUAUCUGAGGCAGCUAUUCCGUAUCCUUUUCAGGACCCUGAAUCAUCAAUACGACUACACAUUUGACUGGACAAUGUUAAAGCAGAAAGCCGCACAGCAGGCAGCCUCUUCCAGUGGGCAGGGGCAGCAAACCCAAACCCCCACAGGCAAGCAAACUGACAAAUCCAAGAAUAACAUGAAAGGUUUUUGAGCAUGAAGAAGAGAACAGAUGAGGCAGAGCAGAAUGGAACAGGAUGUAUCACCUCCCAAAUCCUAGAAAUUUUAGUUCAUAAACACACAUACCAGUGGUUGUGGGCAACCAUCUACUUGAUGUAAAGAACUUGCUUUCAGUAUAAACUGGCUCUGGGCAGCACCAUUGAUGCUGCAUCUCUGAGUUGUAGCAGCUGUAAUUGUGAAUAUUACUGAGAUAGUUGAACAUGGUGUCCAGUUUUCUAUUGCAUUUUUUCAAGUGGAAAAAUUAACGGAGUGGUUGACACAAGUGGUGGAGAGAAUUGUGCAUAUGCCAAUUUUUGUAACCUUUUUACUUUGAACUACACUGCUUAUGAAAUCUCAUUAUUUUGGAAGAAUGGCAUGAACAAGUCUUCAGAACUAUUGCGAUAAUUGUAAAUGCUCACAAUUGUGCACUCCUUCUGGGUAUUCCUCCCUGGUUCUGAAAGUUGUACACUUAAAACAUUCUUAAAAUUGCUGGUGACUUGAGUGGCGUAACAAGCCAGCUAUUGUGGUAGUAACCAAAGAUUCCAGUUUUAAGCAUAUGAAAGACUCUGCCUGCUUACCUGUGCUUAGAAAUAACAGCAUCUAAAGUGACGACUUAAGAGAAAUUUAGCGACUACUAGAUUAUCUUUAGGACUUUGCAUUAACUCUAUAAUGUUCUUGGUAUAAAAGGAGAAACAGCAUAUUUGUCACAAAUUUAGUUAACAUCCUCCAACUGAUACUGUAUGUAAGUUGCUUAGAUAAAUGUAAUCACUGUAAACAUCUAGAUGAUCCAGGAUUUUGUUUUUAUUUUGAAAUGGGAGCUUUUUUGUUAACAAGUUCGUUAAAAACUAAACUGUUCCUGUAAGGAAUUUUUUUUUAAUUUGCCUUGAUAAUUUGCAAACUAAAUUAGACACCACCCUUUUUUUAAAUGGCAGUUACAAGACCAUUUGUUAAAGCAACAGUCCUGUUUCUUAAUCAUUUUAGAUCUAGUGUUGUAACUCUUCCUCACUUUUGUUUUUAAAUAAAUUUUGUAUUUGUUUUCCUGAUGGGGAGGGGCACUCUUGCAUUUUUAUAAUUGGUUGCAUUGAUACCCAGCCCACUGUAACAAGAGAUCAAAUGAAAAUAAAGGCAUCUUUUCAGACCCAUUGCAACAGCUUACAAGUCCCACCACAGCCUUUCAUUGGCUAGACUCUUGUUUAUUCAUUUUUUUAAAAAAAUGCAGAUUUAAAAUGAAAGUAUGUGAAGGGCAUUAAAAAGGAAGAAUUUUCUUUCAAGUUUUUGUGACACAAAUAUGACAGAUUUACUCUUGGUCUCAGGCAGCCUCUCACAUUGGUUACUGGUUACUGCCUUAGGCUAUCUUUUCUCCAAUCCAGCUGAAAAAUAUUCUUACUGCUGGUGAUUCAUAUAACAGUGUAACUUAUUCCUUUAUAGCAUGUCAGAAUAAAUUUUAAAAGUUGUCUGAAAAUGCUGCCAGAUGCCUAUUGUGUACAUGGUUUUUAUGACUUUCAGACCUCCUGUGUUUAUCAGGUAUGUUCCAUUCCAUAUUUUAAUAUGAGACAUUGAAGCUCCCUUAACUGCUUUUUCCACAAAGUGAAUAUUUAUAUUUUACAGUAUUGUCAUUCAAGCAUGGAUAUUUACAGGACAUUGUCAAGAUACGGAGUGUACAAAUAAGGACCAUUUGGAUAUGUUUUGUGCAGUUUUGCUCAGGUGUUUUUCAUUCUUGGAGGUGCACUGCACUGGGUCUUAGAAGUUUUCCAAAACUCAUUCAGGUUUUGUAAUUCUUAUGAAUGUGAGCUUCUGCAGUAACUGAAACUGUACAAAUGAUGGUGAAGAGUCGAUAUUUUGGAGACCAUGGGUUGCUUACAUAUGCAGUUCAGUCAUGCUAAUGGAAAAUGAGGAACAAGUGGGAGAGUAGGAGGAGAGUUUUAAGGGGACAACUAUUCUUUGCAAAUAUAUCCACUACGUAAAAGCAGAACUUCACAUUUUUAUAGUAGCUAAGUUCCUGUUCAGGGAGAACAUGCUUAGCUUGUUAAGAUGUUAAAUAAACAUUUCAUUGUCAACAUGAAAUAUCAGCAUAGCAUACAAAACCAGAUUGGUUAAAUUGACAAAAUGUUUCCUGCUUGUGGAUCUCGCACUGAUGAAUUUCUAACUUGAAAAUGAUCAGGUGAAUUAGUAGUUUGAUAAGAUUAAGGAACUUUUAAGUUAUAUUGAUCAAAACAAUAGUUCUGAAGGGAUGAGGGAGGAAAAGGUACCUAUUCCAAAAUAGUGUCUGUAAAUUUUUUGGCAGGCUAUCUCUUAGCUAUUUGUUCUCAAUAUGAGGAGUUUUAAUAACAUCUAGAUUUACAAUAAGAGUUAAUUAAAAAUUAAUAACAUUUAAGGGGAAUGUCUGAUUUAAUGGCUCAAUGUAGCUUUACUUUUGUUCCUUUUACUGAAUAUACCAAACAAUCAAGUAUGUUAAUAAAACUUUAUUUAGAGAGCUAAUGCUGGUUCUCUAAUUGCUAAUCAAGUGGCUAGUUGUCUUUAAUCAAGAUCAGUAAAUAUUGAAUGUAGAGAAUAACAUUCAAAACACUGGCUUGUGUUUUAGUUAUGAUUUCUUUCUACAUACUAGAAAUGGACUGAU